This is a messenger RNA of Sesamum indicum (sesame), 1360 nucleotides long. RefSeq lists its product as uncharacterized. The record is from RefSeq and is a predicted model, not a curated record. NCBI's taxonomy places the organism in Eukaryota, Viridiplantae, Streptophyta, Magnoliopsida, Lamiales, Pedaliaceae. Gene Ontology annotation, biological process: translational termination. Gene Ontology annotation, molecular function: translation release factor activity.
AAUACUAUAUGGACACCAAUUAACCCUAACAAAAUUGGUGAUGAAUUUUACUCAUUUUUCUGAUUAAAAGAAUUGAGAGCCACUACCACUAGGAAAAGAUUAUUCAUCAAAAUUUAAUCCCUAUUUUUCUAUUUUAGGGUUUAACAGUUUCCUUGAUUCUGAUGAUGGCAGCCACAGCCAUCAACAUGGUGCUCGCUCGAUCAAUAUUCCGCCCUACGCUUCAUUCGCAGAUCUUCGUUCCUUUGUUUCGUGCGAAGUCGCAGGUUAAUGACUUCGGUAUAACACCAGCUGGUUACUCCGCUGUUAGGUGCGCCUCGACGAAAUCCGGCGGCGAGGAGAAGAAGUCGCCGGCGCGGCUGGCGGAGGUUCAGCGGCUGCUAUACCAAGCUGAGGAGCGCUAUAAAGCCGCCGGAGGUGGUGUGGAGCCCAUCCCCAAAUUAACACUUGAGCAUGUCACCAUAGGCUAUGCUAGGAGUGGUGGGCCUGGGGGACAAAAUGUCAACAAAGUGAACACUAAGGUUGAUAUGCGGUUUAAUGUAAAAAAUGCACAUUGGUUAAGUGAAAGAGUAAGGGAGAGGAUUAUGCAAAUGGAGAAGAACCGGAUCAAUAAAGAUGGGGAGAUUGUGAUUACUUCAACGAAGACUAGAACUCAACAGGGUAAUGUCGAAGAUGCUUUGGCUAAAUUACAGGUAUUCACUUACCAAAAAAAGAAAUUGCAGGCUAUUAUUGAUGCUGCUUCAUAUGUUCCGCCACCUCCUUCAGAAGAGACAGUAAAAAAGAUUGCCAAAUUGUCGGCUCUUGCAGAGCAGAAACGGCUGGACAAGAAGAAAGCACAGUCGCAUAAGAAAUUGCUACGGAGAAGCCGGGGUAGUUGGGACUAAUCUGUGCGUGUAGCUUGUUAAUGUUACUUUUACUUGCCUAAGGUUCAGUGAUUAGUGCUCUGAACGACAUUUAGUUCCUUGCCAUACUUCUGCUGUUGUUUUAUACGGCCAUCUGUUGAGCAGCAAACUGCCAUUGUCAGCACUUAAUUCCAAGUAAAUGAGUUGCUGCUGAACGAACAAGAGAACCACUCCAGUCAAGUCUCCUGAAUAUUGGAUUUUACAGUGAAAGAAAUAACACAUCUGACACAUUAGCCAUGUUAUUCUGAAUUUUACCUAGCAGGAAAGGCUAGAUAUAUUUGAUUUGUUAAGAUUUGGCGCCUUUUCUCUGUUGGUUGAAAAAUUGCCUUAUUUUCUCAACACAUUCUUUUUCCCUCCAGAGCUAUUGUCCUUCAAUAAUCUUGUUUUGGGCUGCGCAUGUUGGCUUAUGACUUUUGUAGUCAUUGAAUUCUGGUGCAAUAUAGCCGAGUCAUUUGAUCGUU